Molecule: messenger RNA, 1950 nt
Organism: Saccharomyces mikatae IFO 1815
Lineage: Eukaryota; Fungi; Ascomycota; Saccharomycetes; Saccharomycetales; Saccharomycetaceae
Product: putative cystathionine gamma-synthase
Exons: 1
Coding region: 1-1950 (649 amino acids)
Biological process (GO): transsulfuration
Molecular function (GO): pyridoxal phosphate binding; cystathionine gamma-synthase activity
Source: RefSeq, a predicted model, not a curated record
AUGGUUUCGGCGCAAGUUGCCACCAAGCUAGGACAACCUAUACCACUGGACACUCAACAUGCAAUAUCAGUAUGUUUUCCCACAUGGGAGUCGGUUAUUUCAUAUGUGGAGAAGGACUCCAAAGUUUUAGGGUGUUUAAAGUCCGGCUACCCCAGGUUUUGGAUCCACCCCUCCAUUCAAAAGCUGCGUGACAUUUUAACAGAAAAGUAUGCCAAAGAAAACGAAACUUGCUUUUGCUUCCCGUCUUAUAGGGUUGCUAAGCGGUGCAGAGAGUAUAUAAGAAUGAAAUGCGCGCAUCGCAAUGGCAAAGUAAGAAUAUUACAGUUGGCCACGGCAAAACCUAUCAAUGAGGAACAGAAAACGUGGAAAAGGGAGUGUAAGAUUGCGGUAGUGUUUGUAGAUCAGGCAUAUGAAAAUAUGCUAAAACAGUAUUGGCAGUACACAGGCGAGAUCAUCUCCAGCAGGUUGGCAGAAUAUGUUCUUCAUGAAUUUUUCGUAGUAGAGAAGAAAUCUAGCUCUGCAGAGGAAAAGGAAUACAUAGAGACUCGGUACGGCAGAAACUUGAAUUUUGCUUUUGCUGAUCGAGCUAAGGAAUUGAUUAAGAAAAGGAUUGCUACAAAAGUCAUAGAUAAGGAUGAGCAUGACGAAGAGGAAAACUACCAUUUUUUUGCAGGAAACCAAGACGAACGUGAUUUUCAGGAUACAUUUCUAGAUUCCUCACUUAAUGAGGCUAACCAUGGGGAAGACCAUGGAGACGGGAUUGGUGGUGAAUUAGACAACCAUAGCGAACCGCAUGAUGGCCUUGUUUCUACUAUACCUCCAGAGCCGAUUGAGAUGAGCACAAUAGAAGAAGAACAAUCAUUGGAGGAAGACGCUGGGAGGUGUGCACUGAGAGUUUGUCCUGAGAGAGACGUUUUCUUGUUCCCAAGUGGUAUGGCAUCUAUAUUCACCGCGCAUAGAUUGCUGCUACAAUGGGACUCGCUGCGAUUAAACAGAUCUAGGAAUGGAAACGAUGUUACGUCAUCACCACCAAACAAGAAAACAGUGAUUUUUGGGUUUCCUUAUGCUGAUACGUUGCAUGUUUUACAAGAAUUCAAUGAGACGUAUUUCUUGGGAGAAGGUGACAGCACCUCGAUGAAAGAGCUUACAAAAAUUCUACAUUCUGGCGAGCAGAUUCUUGCCGUUUUUAUAGAGACGCCAUCAAAUCCCCUAUUAAAAAUGGGUAAUUUAUUGGAACUGAAAAGACUCUCCGAGCUAUUUGGUUUUUUUAUCAUCAUUGAUGAAACUGUUGGUGGCAUAGUUAAUAUUGAUGGUUUACCAUUCGCUGACAUUGUUUGCGGCUCGUUAACUAAAACAUUCAGUGGGGACUCUAACGUUAUUGGGGGCUCGAUGGUUCUAAACCCACAAAGUCGAGUAUACGAAUUUGCCACGCGUUUCAUGCAAUUAGAAGAUGAAUACGAAGAUUUACUAUGGUGCGAAGAUGCAAUUUAUCUGGAAAGAAAUUCUAGAGAUUUUAUUGCUAGGACUAUCCGAAUAAACUACAGCACCGAGUACCUCUUAGAUAAAAUAUUGAAAGCGCACGUGGGAGAAAAUGGACUAUUUAAGAAAAUUUACUACCCUAGUCUAACUUCAAAAGAAACACUGAUCAACUACGAUAUGGUGAGGUGUAAGAAAGAGGGUGGUUACGGGGGACUUUUUUCACUAACGUUCCAUGAUGAGGAUCACGCUGCGGCCUUUUACAAUAAUCUACAACUGAACAAGGGUCCCUCUCUAGGCACUAAUUUCACACUGGCAUUUCCAUACACCCUCAUGACAUAUUACCACGAACUCACCAUGGCUGAAAAAUUUGGCGUGGAGAGAAAUCUUCUUAGGAUCAGUGUAGGUCUCGAGAGUCAGUCGACCUUGGGCAAGAUCUUCCAAGAGGCAAUUGAUAAAACGUUAAAAAUAUGA